CCUGGCAAAGUCACCAGUGUUUCAGACAAGGAUCCCCUUGGUGCUUUCAAUGAACUGAGGCUGGCCGGUACACUGAUGGUAUGCUGGCGCUUACUGUGUGCGUGUGUGUGCAUGCUGUGUGUGGGGUGGGCGGCUGGGUGGGUGGCUGGCUUUUGCUGAUGGUCUGUAGCCCCGCCCUCUAAUAGAAACCAUGCAGAUUUCAAUGGAUCAGCUCUACUCGGCCUCUUCUCUACAUUGAUACCCGGAUGACUAUUGACUCCGAGCCAGUGGGUACUACUUUAUUUCCAUAUAGACGCGGACGGAUCACAGCCUCAUCACUUGCAAAGAAGAAAAGGGCCAUUUAACAACUUUUUUUUACGAUAAUCAUAUUCAUCCACGCCGUCUUUUUUCCUGUGGUAUGCAUACAGUCUGGACCUUCAUCACAAUUCCUGAUGAGAAAUUCUGGAAUAAUUUCAGAUUAUGUCUACUUUGAAAACUCCUCAAGCAAUCCGUAUUCAGUUAGACGAAUAGAGGAGCUCAACAAGACGGCCAAUGGCAACGUGGAAGCCAAGGUGGUGUGCUUCUACCGAAGGAGGGACAUCCCCAGCAACCUCAUCGCUUUGGCAGACAAGCACGCCAAGGACCUGGAAGAGGAGAUGGAGGGGGAGAGCUUACAGCAGCUCAGCGACAAACAGAGGCAUCAGCUCAAGCACAGAGAGCUCUUCCUCUCCCGACAGCUGGAGUCCCUACCUGCCACUCACAUACGGGGGAAAUGCUGUGUCACCCUGCUGAAUGAAACAGAGGCUUUGUUCUCGUACCUGGAGAAAGAGGAUUGCUUCUUCUACUGUUUGGUGUACGACCCCCAGCAGAAGACCCUGCUGGCUGACAAAGGGGAGAUCCGCGUUGGCCCCCGAUUUCAAGCCGACAUCACUGACCUGCUGAAGGAGGGAGAGGAUGAUGGGAGAAACCAGGCAGAACUGGAGACCCAGGUGUGGGAGCCGGAGAGCCAGCUCACAGACAAGCAGAUCGAUCAGUUCCUGGUCAUAGCGCGCUCGGUAGGCACCUUCGCCCGGGCCCUGGACUGCAGCAGCUCGGUCCGCCAGCCCAGUCUGCACAUGAGCGCUGCGGCUGCUUCCAGAGACAUCACCCUGUUCCAUGCCAUGGACACUCUUCAUGGGACGUCCUAUGACAUGUCCCAGGCCAUCAUCGCCCUGGUGCCGCAGGGGGGGCCUGUCCUGUGCCGGGAUGAGAUGGAGGAGUGGAGCGCGUCAGAGGCCAGUCUCUUUGAGGAGGCGCUGGAGAAGUACGGCAAGGACUUCACCGAUAUCCGGCAAGACUUUCUACCCUGGAAGUCCUUAACCAGUAUCAUAGAAUAUUAUUAUAUGUGGAAAACCACUGACAGAUAUGUCCAGCAGAAGCGUUUAAAAGCGGCGGAGGCGGAGAGCCGACUGAAGCAAGUUUACAUCCCAAACUACAACAAGCCAAACCCCAACCAGAUCAGCACCAGCAACAGCAAGCCGGGCCUGGUGAACGGGGCGGGGUCCCAGAACCAGACGGGCUCCACCGGUUGGGUCUGCGAGAGCUGCUACUCGAUUCAAUGCUAUCAGUGGUACUCCUGGGGCCCACCAAACAUGCAGUGUCGAUUGUGCGCCUCCUGCUGGAACUACUGGAAGAAGUACGGUGGGCUGAAGAUGCCCACGCGUCUGGAGGGCGAGAGAGCCGGCUCCAACAGGAACAGCAUGAGUCCGUUUGGCUACUGGGUGAAGAACGCUAACCCUAAAUACACCCUGAAGACCAAGCAAGCCUUCUACCUCCAGUCCUCCGCGCUGACCAGGAUGGCGCGGCACCUGUGCCUGGCUCUCCUCCGGCCGCGACGGGCUGCCCGCCGACCUUUCACCCCCGUCAACAGCGCCGCCAUCAAGGCCGAGUGUGAGGCCACCGGACUGAGUGCAGCCAAACCAGAGGCAAUGAGACCAGUGAAGCUGAAGCCUGCUGUCCGGAAAGCUCUGGAAGCCAUCGUGAAGCAUCUGGAGCUGCACCCAUAUGUGAAGCCGGAGGUGUCGAAGGCCCCCUCUACAAACUCAUCACAGGAAGCGGGCGCCAACCUGGCAACGGUGGUGCCAGUAAUCAACCACGGCUCCACCACCAUCCUGGGAAAACGAAGCUAUGAGCAGCACAAUGGCGUGGAAGCUAACAUCAAGAAGCGCUUGCUGAUGCCAUUGCGAGGGUUCCCAAAUCACAGUCAAGUAAGACCAGUUGCCACGAUGAACAAGAGCUACCUGCUGAACGGCAAGCCGGGGGACAGGAGCCAGCGCAUGCUCAAACAGGGCUCGCUCCCGCCAGUCAAGGGCCGCAGGAUGAACUGGAUCGACGCCCCCGACGAUGUCUUUUUCAUGGCGACCAGCGACACCAGAAAAGUCCGGAAGCUGUUAGCCUCCUUCGACAUCAAGAGGGCUGCCCGGCAGCCAUACAAACCGGUCUUCAUCAAGCACAUCCACGCAGACCUGGAGAGGCCACUGCCCACACGACCGCCAGUCAACGAGGAGCCCAUCGUGAUCGAGGAUUAGCCCAGGAGCUCGGCCCACCAUGGGGCGUUCUGCACAUGCCCAAUCCCUUCCUGGUGGGUGCGAGCUGGCCACCCAGAGCUCUCCCACCCAAACUGUCUCAUUUGGGUACAGGAACAGGACGUUAAUUUUUUUUUUUUUUUUGGUAUUUUGUCUUUUUUGUUUUUUCCCUGUUUUGACUAAAACCCAUAUCUGAAAUUGUACAACCAUUCCUUGAAACUGUUUGUCCUCUGAAUAGCCGUGUCAAAGUUGGAGAGAACGUAAAAUCAUUGAGGUAGAGAUAUUUGUAAAUAUCUUUAUAUUUUUUAAGGCGCUACUCUCUGCUUGCUAAGCCUUCCCUGGAAGAUGUGAAUGUCUGGCAUUGUGCGAGCCCCAAGAGUGCUGAAGCUGUCUAUGGGUCAAACACGUCGAGGAAAGGCAGAUGCAGCUGGAUUUUUAUGGAUUGUUGUCCUUCAUUGACUUUUUAACCCUCAAACCCACCCAUCCCCAAAACUUUCGCUUUUCCUGCUUGAGAAAGAGCCGUUGUCUGUGACCUUUAAGGUGAUAGCACCUGCUCUCUAAAUUGUACAGUACAUGGAAUGGGCUGUGAUUGUUUGUAGUCUGUCCAGUUUGAGUGUGCAACAUGGCGGGUACCUGUUGGUGCAUUAUGGCCGCUUCUAAUUUAAACCGCUCAUAAGAAAGGUCUGUUAUUUGUCUGUCCACAGUAUGUCUGAUGCCCCACUCCCGUGCUGCUUCCCACAUGCAACGUAUGCACACACAGAGAGUUUAAUUCCCUCAAAGAAACCGCUGUUUUCACUUUCAGUGUCUGUUCGAUGUCAGAAUCUGGGACCUGUUUGGGCCCUCGCCCUUUCAACAGGAUGUUGAUGCAGGUUUCCACAAAAACAAACAGACGAUCCAUCGCCUCGUCAUGGCUGACCCCAGCCACAAAUUGGGUUUUCCUGUGAGGAAAAAAUAAAGCUGGCCAAGCAACCUGCUGUCAGUCUGAAAAAGCACUUAAGACGCCCAGUUGCUAUAUAACUAGGACACAUGAAUAAAUCCCAGGAAUGAGGGUUUAGAAUGUUCUGGUGUUUAUGUUCCUGGGCUUAGCCAUAAAGACAAGGACCUGAGCGAGAUAUGGCCUGGUCCCUGAGCCUGCUCUUCUUGUUUGAUAAUAUUGUGUAUUGUCUUGUUCACAUUAUUUCUGUGUCAGUGUUACACAUACAUUUGGUUUAUACUGUUGAGUAAUUGAGGGUCUUGACAUGCCCAAAGCAUUGAGUAAACAAUUGAAUGUUACGACAGAAAAUGUGCCAGAUUUCACCAAUGCAGUAAGUCAGCAGUUUGUUGCUUCAUGAUAUUGCAGCUUUCUUCAUGAAAAAACAUGUAUAUUAAUAUAUAACAUGUAUAUUAAUAUAUAUGGUUAAUACAAUAAAAGAACCAAAAGAAAUUUAGGAGUAUAUUUUAAAUUCUAAACCAAUUAUUCACACUUUCAUAUGUCGUGUAAUUUGAUGGCUUAUAGAAAAAAGAUGAAGUCACAAAGGCUAAAUUACCCAACUCAGAUAUCGUCAUUUUUAAAAGAAAUUUACUGGAUGGUGUUAGAAUAAAAAUCAUCAAAUUAUGUGGUUCAUCGCAGCAAGCAAGGACAUGUUGGACCACCAUUGACAACAGCUGUUGGCACACCAGCAUUUUGAAAAUUGCCGUUACAGUGGUCUGCUAGUGGUAGACCAUUCAUCAACUAUUUUAGCUUCUCUCUGAAACAGAAGCUAAACAACUGGUCUUUAUCAUAAUUAGCUCAAGCAGCAGAAUCUCGAUCACGUUGAACUCACUGCUGGGCCAAUAGCAUGCUAGAGUGUUUCCGGAAUUUGCCCUCUCUCGCUAAUGCAAAGUAGCUAUUUUUAACAAAAUGGAUAAUAUGAUGCACAAGCUAAUUCAAUGUUUAAUUUGAAGUGCAUAAUCCAUGGGAGAAAAAUGUCUGAAUUAUCUGAAAUUGUAUUAAUUGGAUUUGAAUAUUCUGAGUGUGAAUUCAGUAGUUUUGAAUUUGCUUAGGUUGAAAUGAAUACAUCUGAAUGCAAAUUCAGUAUUUUUAAGUUUGCACUGAAUUUCAGUCGUUAAAAUCCGUGGAAUGUGAAUUGCAUUGUUUUGUUCUGAAUUCAAAAUGCUGAAUUUAAUGUUGUUGGUUUAAAUAUUUCAGUCAUAACAAUAUGUGCUUUUUAAGUGGGCAUUGUGAGUGAGUAGCAAAGAGCAAAGCUCUGUUCAAGAGAAACUGGCCAGUUUGACCACUGGUAUGACUCUUUGUUAGGCAUAUGACUCCACACCAUUUACCACACCAAUUCCCAUGCAGAAUUACACGAGCAUUCCAGGAACUUCUGUUCAUUUGGUGUCUGUUUUUUCCUUGGCAUGACAAAGUGAACAUAAGCAGUGUUUGAUCUAGGCUGUGCCAGUGUGCCGUUGCCUCCCUAAAUAUCAUAAAUGACCUUCUAGAAAUUGAUGCAUGGGACCAAUUGAGCCCCUCUCAAAUUUAAGUGUGGUGGUACUGUUUGCAUUUUAAGUAAUGUAACAUAAGAACUUAUCACAACACCGGCCAAAUCAGCAACAUUACACAAUGUCACAAGCUAGAUAAUAUACAGUCCUGCCACACAUUAUGGAAACAAUGUGCUUAAAGCAGUGCUUUUAUCUGUGCCCCUCCUUCUCUUGUUGUUUCUUGGAGCGAUUUUCAUCUGCACAAAUGUAUUUGAAACAGAUAUCUUCUUGACCAGGAGGGGUAAUGACAAUAUGUGACCAUCAGUAAUUUGAAAUAAAGUAUCCAAUCAAAAAAGGUUUUCUUUGCGUUAAUAAUAUAAUGUUAAUAAUUGAAUGUCAUGUAGAAAAAUACUGGACAAAAAAAUACAUGCUCAUGCUAAUUAUAAAAUUUCUAACAGUAACAUAAAUUAGACUGCUUAUUUAUAGGUAUCAACUAAUACAUACAGGAUGAUAUAAUGAUAUAUUACUUGUUAAGAGAAAUGCAAAUAAUUAUUUUUUGUUUUAUGUUGACAUUGCAUUUAUUACAUAUUACAUUUAUUAUACCAAAAAGAGAGAUUGUUGCAAAAUAUUGCAUUGAUUGUCAAACUGUUCAUACUGUAAAUGUAGUGUUUCCAUAAUCUGUGUCAGUAUUGUAGCUAUUAUCAAUUUGGCUAAUGUUAUAUAUUCGGUAAUUAAUAAUGUUGCCAUUAUGUCUCAAAUGCUGCAACUUCGCUAGUUAGCGAAGUGACUUAGCUAGCUACCUUAUUAGCUUUACAGAAGCAUUACAUUCUUACCUUGUUAGCUAGCUAGUUGGCCAUCUAGCCAUUAGCUGCAAGUUUGCUUUGCUAAUGCUAUAUUGGUAACAUUAGCUAGCUAGAAAGUUUACUAGCUGGCUGAAUUACCUAGCCAGUUACCAAAGCAUAUUAGGUAUAGUAGCAAAUGCAUUGCGGCAAACUCAGUAAAAAAAGCAGGAAUAUUAACAGCUAAGUAACAUAAUUAUUGCAUUCCUCAAUCUUGCAAUGAUUAACGUUCAUCCAUAGAUGUACUUCACUGGCAUUGCAUUCAAUUAACCAAGGAGGCUGCUAAUGCUCCCAGCAGUUACCAUGGUGAAGGACGCUUUGUUCAACUGCUGGACUGGAAUUAUGCUGUAAGCUCAGUGUUCCAGUAAAGUCAGUGGGGGCAUUUUUAAAAGCUUGAGAAUGUGAAAAUUCAAGUAUAAAUUAUAUCACUUAAAGAAGAAGCAACUUAAUAGGUAUGUGGAAGUUUCAUUGCCAAGCUUGAAAUGUUUAGCUUAAAAAACUGUAUGAGUUAUGGCUGGGAAAAAAAGUAAUAAUAAUACAAGUUGAAAGACAAUACAAAAUGUAAGCAAUUCAUUUAUUGAAAAUGAUACAUUCAUAUUUUAUUGUAAAAACACGCAGUAAACAACACAUUUGAUGAAUGUAUCAACUGUGCUUUUAAAAUGAAAUAUGAAUUAAUGUAUUGUUAAUCUAAAUUUAAUUAAUAUAUAGUGUUUUUACAAUAGACAUUGCCCCCUGACAUUUCACAAUGACCCCCUAAAACAGAAGAGGGCUAUUUUGGCCCCCUCUAAAUGAAUCCUGGAUCAAACAAUAUAAGAAUUUGCAGCCUUUACUUCUAACCAAACAGAUUAUGAGUUUUGUGUUUUUGGCAAAUAAUCUCCAAAAUAAUUGAUCUAAUGCAGACAACCAAAUUGCAAUUACUUUUCAUGGCUAUUCCAUUCCAGUGUUGUCAAUUAUAUUCCCCAGGUUGCUCUUACAGAAUGAGAAUGUUCUGCAUAAUAUUAAACAAGGGUUAAAUUGUUAUGUUAAAUUCAUGAUCAAGGCUGUUUUUAUGUUACAGCAUAGUAGUCUAGGUGGUUGUUUAUUUCUGUAUUUCUGUUACAAACAAUAAUAUUGUCAGUCAAUUUAUUUUGAAUAUGUAACACAGAUAACAGGAUCCAAAGUAUGCAAACUUUGGCAAUACAUAUUUGAAUAUUAACAAAUAUUCUAAAAUUUUUAAAGACAAAAUUGAAAUGUAUUUUUAGGUCUAAUUGACAGCCAAGGUUACUCACUGGGAGUCAUUCUUCAUGGCUGCCCACCAGGAAGCUUCCAUUGCAGCUGCUCUGUAAAGACCUGGUCAGGUGGUCGCAUCAUCUGUUUUGCCAUUGGCUUGCUGGUCAGGUGGUUGCAUGUUCUGCUUUGCCAUUGGCUCGAAACAGGGUUGAUUACUUCCACAUUUGUUCUGCUUUUCCUGUAUCUCAUCCUUUAACAUUUUGAUAACAUUUUCUUUUUUAAAAAUUUAAUUUAAAUUUAAACACCGGAGUAGUUCAAUAUUAUACUACUUAUGUGAUUUCAAUUACAUAAAGCAAUUUAAAGCAUUCAUUUCAGAACAAAUUCACACUCCUGAAAUGCAGAACCAUUUAAUUCUCUCAGUAAAUUUGACAUCAUUGAAUUUAGAGAAAAACAAUGCAUUUUAAAUUGAUUAAUUCAGAAUUAAUUUUGCAGUGGAAACAUUCAAAAAUAAUGAAUUCACAUUCAAAAUAUUCAAACAAAAUGAAUACAAUUUUACAUUUUUGGUACUAUUUUGCUUCCAUAAUUUGCUAAUCAAAGGGAUAUAUUAUUAUCUUGUUGUGUUUUUAUUUUAUUUAUUUUUUUAUUGACAGAGCAUUGUUGAUUAGUUUACAUUUGUGUACCUGUCAAAGUUGAGUGUAAUCUGUUCAUAAGAAAAAGAGAAGUCACCCAAAGUUAACCUGAAAUUAAUAUUUAAAUCUCAAUUAAGGUUACUUUAAGCUUUAAUUGAUCUGUCAGAUUUUUUAUUCAUAUUUUAUUUGUUUCAGCUGAACUGUGUGAAGUUACAUAAAUACGUGUUAUCGAUAUUAUUACAGUAUGUGACACAUUCCAAAAUAUAUUUAUAUAUUACCAUUUUUUAUGUUUGCUUUGAAGUACAUAUUUCCUAAAUGAGAAAACAUAUUUUCUCAGUAUAAAUUAAGUAGUGUAUAUUAAUGUUCAUGUUUUGUUUUUGAUGCUGAAAAAACAAAGUGAAAGUCCUCAUUCAUAGUCCAUUUGUAAGAGUAACACAACAUGGUCUUGAUCUGUAAUGGUACGUCAGUGGGAGAGAGCCGACAGUAAGCCACUGCAUUUGUACUGAAACUAAGCUGAAAUUUUUUUUAAUUUUUUUAAUUUGCAGUCAUGGAUGUGGCUUUCAUUUGAAAAUGCAUUUGUUUCCCCAUUUGUGCCAAGUAUAUAUAUAUAUAUAUAUAUAUAUAUAUAUAUAUAUAUAUAUAUAUAUAAUGUAUCCAAAGUAAUAUUAUUUGAUACACAUAUAUUCAUAUUUUGUGUCAUUAAGUGAUUUUGGGAGAAUUUAUGCUCAUCAUUUUUUAUUAGUGUUCUCAAACAGGUGCAAAUCUUAGGUAAUUGAGUACAUGCUAUGUGUACAUUAUGAAAAAACUAACGUUAACCAUUGAUAUAAGGCAAGCUGUUUUCUGUAUUAUUUUUGUUUCUCUUUUGUGAGUGGAGUUUCACUGGUUGUUGAAAUGCCCUGGCAUGGGAUGUCCAGAACCAUUAAAACAGGAUUAUGUAAGUGAAUUUACUGUAAUUAAAAUGUAUUUUAAGAAAACA
This is a messenger RNA of Anguilla anguilla (European eel), 8632 nucleotides long. Its product is annotated as metastasis-associated protein MTA1-like. The transcript is spliced from 21 exons. Gene Ontology annotation, cellular component: NuRD complex; nucleoplasm. Lineage: Eukaryota; Metazoa; Chordata; Actinopteri; Anguilliformes; Anguillidae. Bases 432 to 2546 code for a protein of 704 amino acids. Gene Ontology annotation, biological process: double-strand break repair; negative regulation of transcription by RNA polymerase II; response to ionizing radiation. The record is from RefSeq and is a predicted model, not a curated record. Gene Ontology annotation, molecular function: chromatin binding; sequence-specific DNA binding; transcription coactivator activity.